UAUGUAUAUAAAUGGGGAUUGCUUCAAAUCCAAGAUUUUUGUCACUGCUCACGUCGACUCUGCUGAGUUAUUGGACGAUGAAGCGUCAAUUAUAUACCAAUACGAAUGCGAAAAUCACCAAAUCGAAAUCUGUACAGACGAGAAUAUUAUUCAUUCGAAAAAUUAUCCAGAUAAUUAUUUCGCAUCGUCAUCUUUCUAUCCAAAUUAUGAGGCGUAUAAAGGAAAGUUUUUUGAUUGGGAUAAUCCAUUCGUAACGCAAGCGUUUAAGGCUGGAGCGUCUGAUACAAAUAUUUGGUUUCAAAUUCAAUUAGAAUCUCUCAAAGCUAUGGAUAAAUAUACAAUAAAGGGUGGUGGUAUGGCGGAAAAGCACUUUAUAACAUCACACUACGCUGCGUAUAGCGCAGAUUGCGUACAUUUCAUGUACUUGAACAAUGUGGAAUUGAGGAGAUCACUGAUUAGAGGACCAUACAAAUGGGAUGAAGCGCGAGUAGUAAACUUUCAUUACAGAGCAAUAAAAUGCUUUCGUAUUAUGCCAAAGAGUUGGGUUGGUUCACCAACGAUGACAAUUAAAUUUGAAAUCUGUAAUGCAGACUUUGAUAAACAGUGGACAAUAAUUCCAUUGGGUAUGGGUGAUGGCACUAUAAACGAUUACCAAAUAACUGCUUCCGAGGUGUAUAAAGGGGAUAAUUACACAGAAUAUUACGCAGUUCAUCUUGCCAGAAAAGGAAGUCAGCGGAAGGAUUUCAGUUUUCAAAAACCUUGUUGGUAUAUUAAAGACACUGAUAGUUGGUUUCUGAUAAGCCUGAUUAAAAAAUCUGUAAUCGUUGCAAUUGGCAUGGAGCCGGUUGAAGAAUGCAAUGGUAUAAUUGAAGACUUUUCAGUAAUAGUUACCUCGUCGCUAAAGUCAAUUAAUGAGGAAGUAAAUAGUCCAUACAUGACUUUUCUAAAUGAGUCAAACAUAAUUUAUGAGCUACCUAAGGCUCUUGUAGGAUUAUAUAUUUGUAUUAAGCCUCAUACUUGGGUAGGUGAUGGAGGAAUGGCUUUUGAAGUAUACGGAUCCAGCGAAUCUAAAGACUCUAAAGAGUUGAUCCAUACAAAAUUGUCAAAUUGCAUACAAUUAUCUGCAUCUUUUGACACAUACCCCUUUUUAAAUAUAUCAAUGGGAAUAAUAGAACAGAAAUUACAAGCAAUGACCUACAUUGAAUACAGUUCACAUGUUGUUCUGACUGAAGUUAAAAUUACGAUAGAAGCUGGAUAUGAUAAACCCGAGUACAGCAUUAGCUUCUUAAGAGCGCCUAAUGAAUGGAUGUUAAUGAAAUACAACACGGAGAAUGUAAGUUCAACUGAAACAAUUUUAUAUCUGCAACGGAAACAAGUCUUUAGAAAGUUUCGUAUUGGAUCGCUUAAAAGUUCAGUUGAAACUUUACCUGAUUGCCUAUUUGUUGAAGCGAAAGGUGAAGUAGUUGAAUCGUGCCCACCAAGUACUGCGUAUUAUGACAACCAUUGCUACUAUACGUUACCUGGAACUAUUGCGGGAGUAGAAGGUUUAUUAAAGGCUUGCGGAAAGUCUUUUGGGGAGGAUAUCGGUUUUCUUGCUCAAAUGUCAUCGGCUAAAGAAGCGUUAUUUGCUAGUAAUUUAAUAAGAGACAUAAACAACAUACCAUAUAAUACAAGUAUUAUCGGUUAUUAUCGUAACGAAUCGAAUGAGGUGAAUCCCUACUACCAAUCACAAAAUCCAUCCUACAAAUGGGAAUGGUUGCAUGGAGCAAAUACAAACUUUUCAUUCUGGACAUACGAUAUUAAAGACAUUCCAACGGAUAAAUCAUGUGCGAUGUUAAAUUCGUUCAAUGAUGGUAAAUGGGAAACUACUGAUUGUAACAAACAUCAUCAGUAUCUCUGUAAAUUUCAAUAUUCUCCUUCUUCAACUGGUAAAAAAGUUCUUUGGGAAUAUCUGCCGGAAACUGCCUAUGAGAGUUAUAUGGUGUUUGGUAGUUUUAAAGUAACAUCAGUUACUGAAUGUAUGUAUAGGAGUCUUCAACUAGGCGGUCCAGGAUUUUCUAUAAGUUCCGACGGCCAGAAUUGCAAAGUUCCUACGCAAUAUAAUAUUAAAGUUGAUAAGGAAUCCAAUAUUUGGUCGAGUUAUAUUUUUGAAGAUAACUGUGAAUAUCCUUUAAUUGGAGGAAGUGCUGGUUUAAGUUUGGAUAAUAUUUCGGUAGAAGCAACUGUUCAAGCAUCAGCUAAUCUAUCAAAUUUAAGAUUUACAAAUGAAUUGGAUGAGGUUGUCACUGGGUUUUAUCAAAUACCCAACGAUUAUAGUACAUUCAUAACGUUUGAUUUUAAACAACAAAUGAAAAUAAACCGUUUAGCCAUUCAAACAUCCGGUGAUCCGAAUGUCGACUAUAUUGAUUCGUUCUAUUUGCAUUAUAUACAGGAAGACAGCCUGUGGCAGACGGCCAGGGGUAAAAGAGGGGGAAAACUGAUAUUCAAAGCAGCGGGAAAGAGUAAUGAGGAAAAAGAUGUUUUUAUAAAACCACAACUAUAUCCUUACAAGCUGGCCUUUUCUUUGGCUAACUUUUCUGGAUCUCCGUUAUUGAAACUUGAAUUCUACGGGUGUCAAAAAGUGCAAUAUUUGAUUCCAAAAGAAGAUGUUGGAUCAUUGAAAAGUGACAAUUUUGCAUUUAGAAUAUCACAACUAGCGGUUACCAGUUAUAGGCCUGAAAAUAAUUCAAUUAAUGAUAUUCAUCACGGUUGUCAAUCGAUAUACGGUAGCGGUGACGGUUCAUUUUCAACUCAAAGUCUAACUACAGAUGAUUUUUGGAUGUAUACAUUACCGACGGACUUUUCUUUAGUGGGCAUAAGUACAGAAGGACACUGUACCGAACAUAAUUUUCUUACAUCAUUGAUAAUAAAAUAUAAGCUGAGUAACAGUUUUGCAGAUGUAUUUUAUCUUAAAGAUGGAGAACAAACGAAAAUUUUCGAUAUUCAAGAGCAUAGCGGUAGAUGGUACUUGGGUCUAGUGGAGCCAUACCCUACAAGUUCCUCAUUCGCUUUUCAAUUAGCUAACAAACAAGCCAACAGAUAUGCGAUAACAAUGGAACUAUACCUUCAGCAGAAAAAUCUUGGGAGAUUACGUCUUGGACCUUUUACUUCUUCUACUGUAACUUUUUCAAGCAGCACAUCAACUUCCCGACACAAGAUAAGUUGGAUAGAUUAUUACUCACCUUGGGUUCAUGCAGACGACGAUACCAGUCCCUGGAUAAGAUACGAUCUAACAAAUUUAUAUUUAAUACAGAGAGUGUUCUUAAGAGAUUCAAGAACCUUUAGUACCAAUGACUGUAAAAAUUAUCGCAUACAUAUAUGGCAAUAUAAAGGUGAUAACAAGACAGAGAUUCCAUUUACUUGCUCGAAAUUUGAUUCCUCCAGAAAAAAAGUCACAUUUUUUCCACAUUUAUUGGUUAAUGCAAUACAAUUCACAUUUAUAAAUGACAGCAUCUACUUGAUACUUAUGGUAUACGGUAUGAGAGCAGACCAAUGCCCUCCAGGUGCAGUAAGAAAUUUUGAUAAAUGCUAUACAAUAACCGAUGUUACUGAUAAUCGGACGAGAGCUGAAAAUUUAUGUAAAACUGGUUUCUCUUGGAAUGGUCCAGGCUCGUUGAUUAUGCCUAAAACAUCAUUGGAAAGGAAUUUCGCCAAUAUGCUUUUGUAUUAUAAAGGAUUUAAAAAUGCUAAAUAUCACGUUGGCAUGAAAAAAGUAUCGGCUGGUAAUUACGUUUGGGACGAUGGUGAGACUGUUGAAAAUUACAUUCCAAGAACGUACGACUAUUCAAUAAAUAGUGAUGAUGGUUCCUGCGUUGUUGCGAGUCGAUUUUUUAAUGAUGUAGAUUGUUCGACGAAAGCUUACACAAUAUGCGAAACACCUGCACAGGUAGUGACAAGUUGCCAUCAAGUUUGGUCGGUAAGAAGAGGAGAAUCGACAAGACCACCUAGCUACUCUAGAGAGAUGCACGAUUUGCGAAUGUGUUUAGGUCUUUGCAAAGACCCCAUUUGUAAAGGAGUUUCUUAUGUUCCAAGGGAAUAUGGCUUGACGACGUGUCGCAUUUUUAACUCUGCUACUCCGCACGAAGAAUUGGUGGUCAAUAGCGGUAGUUCAAUUGUCCUCUUCGACUACUCGUGCCUUUCCGACGGUGUGCAUAGAUUGCUGCCAGAAGGAAAUGAAACAGAAUCAAAUUUUGGCGUUACUAGUAAAUUCUACAAUGCUGUAACAAAGAAUUAUUAUCUCGACUACUCAUCGAUGGGCAAUGAAGGUGCAACUUGCCUAAAGGACUUACCUUGUUUUAUACAAAUUGAGUUUAAACAAACUUAUGAAUUUUUUGGCUUUGUAACGCACUCAACAAUUGGGGAGGGAAAUGAUAGACACUAUACAAAAAAAGCAUAUGUUCAAUACCAGACUGAUAGGAAUUUUCUUUGGAAUUUUCAUAAGAAUGAAGCUUUAAAUCAAGUAGUUGAUUUCGUCAUUCAAGAUGAAUUGAAUUUUCACUCCUAUCACGAGUUGUUACCUACAAGGAAAGGUAUUUCCUUUAGAAUGGUAGCCGAAGAGUCUUUUAACAAUGCCUCUCUCUCUCUUCAAAUAUAUGGAAAAAAAGCAAUCGCCAGUGGUACUAUUAAGAAAUGCAGCUAUAGAAUUGGAUUGGAGCAUUCCAAUGUAAUACUAGAUCACCAAAUUUAUACCAAUUCAACUCAUACAGAUCCGACUACAAGUCUAAAAGAUAUUCGUUUAAAUUCAAAUCCAAGUAGUAAAGAUUCUUUAGGAUGUUGGGGUCCGUUGGUUAACAAUAGCGCUUAUGUAGAAAUUGAUUUGGGAUAUAUUUUCAAUGUCACUGGUUUAAUCUCUCAAUCCUGUUCAAAACUAUCAAAUUUUGUCUAUAAAUUCAGAAUUUCUUAUCGAGUAGACACAAGAGAGGAAUGGUCAGAACAGACUUUAAGCAUUUUUAAAAAGUACAUACAAAAUGCCGAAUACCAUUCAUUUUUUGAUGCUAUAAGAGCCAGAUACGUUAGGAUACAACCGUUAGAGUAUGACGUCAAAAAUGCUUUUAGAAUUGAACUGUUGGGUUGUAUGGAUCAGGCAGAAGUGAUUCGAGGUCCUCCAUUCAGUUUACUUCAUCCCAAAGGUAUUCGUGUCGAUUCAAAUAUUAUUGGAGAAGUAGUCGCUUGGGAAGAAAUUGAUCAUACAACGCCGCUAAUAUGUCCCAAUCAAACCGAUAAAGAUCUCGUAUUGUCUAUAGAUUUUAAAGAGAUCUAUACUAUAACCGGAUUUAGAGUUAGUACUGGUAAAGAGGGCGAAGUACGGUUCAAUUUAGAAUAUACCUUUAAAGUUACGGAAUGGAAGACUUUCAACGGAGGAUUCGAUCAAAUUAUAAAUAGUACAUCAAACAUUCAAGAUAUUCAUUUUGGACGUCCAAUUAUCCUCAGAUAUUUAAAUUUGGUAUUGAAGAAUGAUAAUCAGUUUUGUUUCAAAUUGACAUUUAAUGGAAUGAGAUCCGGACCGUGUCCAUCCGGAUUUGUUGAGUACGGAUCGAGUUGUAUUAACUUUCUUAAUAGGCCUUCUUCAAAGGAAGGUGUACAGAAGGUUUGCGAAGGUGUCAACUGGUAUGGAAAGAGCUCAUUAGUUAGUCCAAAAACUGACCAAUUUUUCCACAUGUUCUUGAGUUCAUUAUCAUUUGGGUUAUCCUUUACACCAUUUAUUGGAUUAAACGAAACGGCUUCAAAGUAUUAUUGGGAUGACGGAAGUGUUAUUCCGGACGACUACGAAAUGGUAUUUAAAAAACCCUUAUCAAUCAGUGGAGAUUGUUUUGUAUACAACGACGGCGCUUUGGAUAAACGCGAUUGUUCUCUAGAGAAUGGUUUAGUGUGCGAGACAGAAUCAGCUGCUAACGAUACAACAAUGCCACUUUACAUGUGGACAGUAAGAAGACACGUUGCGCCUACCGACAGUCAGACAUUUCAGAAUUUUACAAUCGUUGAGAACACUAAUUACGAUUGCUUAAAAUUAUGUGAAGAAGAGACUAGCUUCGAAUGUUUAUCCUUUACUACUGAUUUGGCGGCGAGUGAAUGUAAAAUCUACGCGGAUAAUACUCAAAAUCCUCAAUUCCAAUUGAAAACUUCUCCAAAUCUAUUUUUUUUCGAAAAACUUACUCAAAUUUCUUGCCCUCCACUUAUACAAUCGUCCGCCUUCGGUGUCAUGUGGAACGUCUCUUCCGAACAAUCGCCUACAACGUCCAAACUUCAAUUACCGUUCUAUAAACGUUCGUCAACCUCCGGUCUCUAUUGGCAAGCCGAAGCGUCCGAUUCUCAACCGUGGUUGUUGGUCUAUUUCAGCAGUGAGAUUACCCUGACAGGCAUCGUUCUACAAGGUAGUGGCCGGACUGACGAAGAUAAUUACAUAACAGAAUUUACAAUUAAAAAAUCGAUGGAUAAUAUUGAUUGGAAAGAUAUUGAACCAACAAGCGGAAAUGGGAAUAUAUUCAAAGGUCUUACCGAUCCGUAUUUCGCUAGAGUGUACUUGUUUACGAAAAGAAUUAAAGCUAAAUAUUUGCGAAUGGACAUUAUUUCCUUUAAUGGAGAUGCCGUUGUCAGAUUUGAAUUGUACGGAUGUAACGAAAUAGUAAUGGACUGCUUUUUGGAAACAGAAUCGAAAUUAACUUCAAUUUAUCAAUUUAAUACGAAAUGCUACAACAAUUGGAAUGUAAUUGGCUACCAAUAUACAUACGUCGAUAGUGGAAAUCCACCUAAAUGGACCAAAUACGCGAAUGGUUUAGGCAACGAUAAUGAAUACGCUUUGGGCAAUGACAUAUUAGCGAAUAUGACAGGUUUUAGGUCAUACUUCCUAAGAAUUGAUAUGUGGUCUAAAGAUGGCCAACAUAUUCACGCAGAAUUUAAAAACAUUCUCGUUUUAUUUAAAAUCACUCAAUUUCUCCUAAACGUUCAAGAAUUUCGCAGUGGAAAGGCAACUGAUGGAAAUUUUAUUCAACCAAUGAAAUUCUACACAAUUGAUAAGGAUAAUAAUCAGGGUUGCUCCGCAAAGCAUAAAACUGGUUGGUGGUUUCCAGUGGAUUCGUGUAAUAGUUCUUCAGUUGUUAGAGGACAUUCGGCAUUUUGGUCGGUAAAGGAGACUGCUUUUAAUCCAGCGUCCUCUUUUCCAGUUGACAAGUACUUUAUGAGGAUGAAAUCUUUCAACACUUUUGACGUUAGUAAAGGGAAAAAAGCUUAUCAAAAGACGACAGAAUUAGGAAAUGUUGCCUCAUUGGCGGUCGACGGCCUCUCCUUAACCAAUGCGUUGAACGGUGAAUGCGCAAUGAACGAAUUAACGUCAGAUCCUUGGUGGGUUGUUUCUUUGGGUAAAAUUUUCACUAUUGAUUAUAUAGUGAUAUGGAAUAGAAAAGACUGUUGCGAAUCUGAUUUAAGUGACUUUAAAGUGGGCGCAGCUAAAGAAUUUGUCAAUUUUACCUUCUCUGCAAGUAACUUUGAACUUUGUAAACAUUAUACGCAAACAGUUAAGUCUGGAGAGAGUGAUUCGAUCCUAUGCGAUAAGAGUUCUAUUAACGGUUCGUUUAUUGGCGUUUGGAUGGAAGGAGCUAAUAGGAGAUUGACGCUGUGCGAAGUAAAAAUAUAUAGCAAAAAUUCUGUCGGAAGAAUAGGAUAUAAAGAAUUGUGCGAAUCAGACGAUGAUUGUAUAGAGCCUCUUACAAUAUGCCUUCCAACAACGGACCCUUUUACCUUUGAGAAUAUAGUGUACUCCUGCCUAUGCGAAGAGGAAACAAUAAGGGAAGAUAACCAAUGUAAACCUUAUGUCGAUGUUGGUAUUAAAAGUAUGAAAAGACUAGAUAAGAAAUUGACAAGAGAAACGCUGGAAUUGACAACAUUCGAAAUAGUGAUAGAGAAUCUACACGGAAAGGAAAUAAUACAAACAUUGUUACCAAUAGUUAACUUUAAUAUUUCAUUAUAUUUAACGAAUUCGGAUGAGAAAGUUUCGGAAACUUUUCAAAUUCAAUUACCUUUUGAAAGCAUAGAAGAAAAAUUGAACGGAUCUUUGGCAAUGAACAAUUCCGUAGUAUUGCCUCUUCAAUUUAAUUAUUCGUUAAAUAUUAAAAAUUGUAGCGAUGUCAGUUACGUAUGCGUUACAAUAGAUAGAUCCGACUAUAGAUUGUAUAAAGAAAUUAACGAGACAAACAACAAACUAUGCUUAGCUGCGUCAGAGUUUGUCGAAUGUCGUCCAGAUUUGGAUCUACUUUUGAAAAGAUUGCAUUGGACGUCUAUGGAACCUGUUUAUAGAGAUUUACAAUAUAACCAUUCAAUUGAAUUGACUAUUGAAAGUUUACCGAUAAAUUCAUACGAUAUAAUUCAACUCUACGGCGAGAGGAUCAAUUUUGAUUUUGAAUAUAUCGUCUCUAACCAGCAGCAUCUAUUUAACAGUACAAAUCCAAAAUGGACGUCUAUUCUAUUGAAUAUCGACGAUAAACAAAAAGGCUUAGAAUCUAGAAAAGAAGUGAAAUUUCUGGCAAAAAUUCUCGUAGAACUCGACAGAGCUGCUUGCGAGCAAACAACAACUAUUCUAUGCGUAAGGAGAAAGUUGUCAUCCACCUCCAGUUUUCAAGAGCAAAUCUCCCAAAAUGAUAAUUUAUGCAUAGAUAUAAGCCUAUUAAAAAAUUGUACUCCAGAUGUAGAGAUAAAAAACACUCUAACCCUGCUCACAUCUUCACUAAUAAGAGGUUAUAAUCAGACCUUAAGCGGCAUUAUUCAAUGGGAGAAUAUCGACAAUAAGCACAGCAUUGUUGAAAUUCCAACUGGAAGGUUUAAUUUCAACGUUACUCUAACUAUUUCUGAUAAAAAUAAGAAGAACGAUACGGCGGCAGAGUUGGAUUUAUUAAUUUAUUCUUUCGUCAAUGAUUCUAGUUUAUUUAUUGGUGAACAAUUAAAAGUCGAUUUUAACGAGGAGAUUUUAAUACCGAGAGAAUCUUGUUCUAAUUAUAAAUUUCUAUGCGUCGAACUAAGACCAGCGUUGGGAUCUUCUUAUUCCCUGUACAAUCGUAACGAUAACAACAACAACAACAUUCAUAUUUCGUGCUUAAAUCUAGAGAAUAUAGUUGAAUGUGUUGGAUUGAGAAUAUCUAAUUUAACGUUUAAAAUAGAAGACAAUAACCUUUUUGAGGGAAAUAAGAAUACAUUUUCGGUAAUAUGGGAUCUGGGAACGGAUGUAAAUUUCACCUUGAACUACGGCGAUAAUGAGAUAUUCUUUUGGAAUUGGUAUAAUUUUGGUCAUAUUCAAUCUUAUUCAAAGAUUGAAAAACUCAUCUAUAAUCAUAUCUAUUUCAAUUAUAGUAUUUAUAAUGUUACUUUAACCGCUUGGAAUGAAGUUGAUAAGGAAAUAAUUAUUCUAACGAAAAAGGUUGAACCAAUCCUCAAGGAUUAUUCAAUCAUUUCCAACCGUUACAUUCCUGACGAACCUCCGUUAAGAGUUACAUUCCUAGUUGACUAUUUGAACGAGGCGAACUCGAAUACGCAAGAUAUCUACCUUUCCUGCUCCAUUGAUACUGGACACAACUUUACAGUUAAUAAAAAUGGUAGAAUUCAAUACGCAAAGCCAUUUCUUAUAGAUUAUUUGUAUACAAUUGACGUCAUCGACGCCGAAUCGUUGAUAAUUUGUAACAAUACCAUUUCCAACAUAACCUACUCUAAUCAAUUUCUUCUUCAACAAAAUGUUAGCGGAUUAGAAAUCGGCUACGACGUCGUUCUAUGGCCUUCGUUUGUCAAUGUAUCAUUAACGCUAACAUUAGUGAAUGGAAGCGAUGUUGAAUACGAUAUUUCGUACGGAAAUGGUGUUAUGGAAACGGUUAAAGUUCACCAAUUGUACGCCAAUCGUCAACCUUUCGUAUGGAAUUAUUCAUUUCCCGAAGAUGGUAAUUUCUUAACAACGGCAAUUGCGAGAAAUAGAUUUUUUAAUACAUCAGCUCAAGCUUCUAAUUUGAUUAAAAUUCAACACGAAAUUCAAGAGGUUGAAUUAAAGGUCAACUAUUUCCCUCCAAGGAAUAUAACCAUUCAACUUCGGGAAGUAAAGAAUACGAAGAUACCUACAAACGUAACUUGCUUCAUUAAUUAUGGAGAUAAUAGUACUGUUGAAAAAUAUGAUUUUGUUGAUUUAUUGAAUGGUAUGUCGGUUAGUUAUGUUUAUAAUAGAGCUUAUAACGAAAGACGGAAGAGAAAUUUAACAAUUUCGGCCUACUGCCAUAACAAACUCUCUCAAACUAAUCUCUCUAGUAAUCUUGUAUUAGACGAAGAGAUUAGGGGAUUAUCUAUAGAAACGUCCAAAACUAUAAUAUCAACUUUUGAGUAUUUUCUCAUCAACAUUUCAAUUGAAACUGGAACAAAGAUGAAUGUUACAUUCGACUACGCAAAUGGUAAUGUAUUGAACUUUUACGAAGAAGGUCCCGGAUUAUUCAUUACGUAUAAUUAUACUUAUAAAAAUGAUGGCGUCUACACUUUAAAGUUCAAUCUGACAAACUCGGUAAACAGUAUGGAAAUCUUACACGAACCAAUUACAAUUCAACAUCGAAUUCUAAACGCCUCCUUCUCGUUGGAUUAUAUAGAGCCGAGAAAUUUCACUGUAUCUAUUCAACAGUAUUCUCCUUUACAUAUACCAACGAACGUCACUUGUAUAACGGAAAUAAAGAAUUCGACGCUGGAUCACGUUAUAUAUCCCAAUCUGGUGGAAGGAUUGUUAAGAAACUAUAGCAUUGAGAGAAGAUUCAACGAGAGGAGAUAUAAGAAUGUCAGCGUAACGAGUUUCUGUUCGAAUUUAGUAUCAAACGCUUCGUUUUCCCAAUUUGUUAUUCUAAGGGAGGAAGUUACAGAUUUAAAUUUUACAUGCUCUACAAACGUAACAAUUGUAAAUCGUACAGUCAACUUUUUCGUAUCUACAAAAACUGGUGAUGAUUUAAAAGUUGAAUUAGACUACGGUAAUUCUCAACAGUAUAUAUUCAACAUUUCCAAUUUCUAUUCAACAACUAUAUACAAUUACUCUUAUCCUCAAGUUGGCAAUUUUACCCCUACUAUUCGAAUAAAGAAUACUGUUAAUGAACUAUUUGAGGCGUUACCGUUACCUACAAUUACUCAAAUACCAGCUUAUACAGUAAACAUAAGCGCCUUAUCGUCAACAACUUUAGAUGAACAACCAACAAAUUUUUCCAUAACAGUCAACGAUAAAAGGGAAUCGGCUACCGAUGUAUUUUGUUCUUAUCAACUAUCCGAAUCAAUAGAAUUGGCCAAGUUCUAUUACGAACCAAACUUGACAACAACUCAAACUGUUGUAAGAUAUUAUAGAUAUACUAGAAAAGAUACUGGAUGGAGAUUUUCGGUGAAUGUUACUUGUAAAAAUCUGGUAAGUUCAAUCAACUCUAGUCGGGAGAUAUUCGUACACGAAAAGAUAAGAAAUUUAAGGAUGACUUUGAAGAGAGCAGCGACAGUACCAUUCGAAAAUCAAGUGAUAAUAUUAUGGGUUGAUACGGGAUCAUUGGUAACCUAUUCAGUUCAAUUUGAUGAUUUAGCUAGUUUUACGAAAAAGCAUCCCAAGAUAUUUGCCUCUGACGAAUCGUUCAAGUUUAAUUUUAUAUUUAAUAAAAUCGGUAAUUAUUCAGUUGGAAUUAAAGCUAAAAACUAUGUUAGCGAAGAGGAACUACUAAGGAAUAUAUCCGUUCAGAAUAAUAUUGAAAAUAUUACUAUAACAGCUAAUAAAUCGAUUCUAUGGAUACCCGGAGUAAUUGACUAUGUACUAACGUCUAAACACGAUCAAAAGAAUCUGACAGAUGUGCAUUGUUCCUUUAACUUUAGUAAUGGAAUGACAAGAUACGAAUAUAUUCCUCUAUGGGAACCUUCCACUAGUUUUGUAUAUUCCCAAUAUUUUCCUCGAACCGCUGUGGGAAAUUUAUCAUCAUUAAUCACCUGCUAUAAUCUCGUUUCAUCUUUCAAUAUAACGAGACCUACGGAGAUUAUCUUGGACGCGGUUAUUAUCGGUUCGCUAAAAGAUAACGGAACUGUAUUGUUGACGAAUAGAACAACGAUAAUUACGGAAAUUAGGCGUAUGGGUACAAAUUCGUGUUUGAUCUUUGACCUCGACGAUAACGACAAACAAUUAGCGUACGGAGUAAAUGAAUUUUGUAGAAAUAACAUUCCCGGAAAUAUAUCUUAUCAGCAAAUUGAAUAUAAUCAAACUUUAAUAAUUUUUGACCACAUUUUUUCAAAUAUUGGCAAGUACAACGUUACUCUGACUGCGUUCAAUUUGAUUACAAAGGAUAUCAGAUGGUUUCGUUCGGAAGUGGCGGAUUGGUACUGCAACGAUCCGAACGCAACUAUUGCCCAAGAAUUUACGGAUGAGCAGAGUUUUACAACAGUAAUGAAGAGCAAAGAGUUAUAUAUUCCAUCGCUGGCCGAGUACAAUUGUACAAUGUCGAGACAGAUUCUUCACAAAUGGAGCGUUUAUCAAUUACAAUCGAAUAAACUACUCUAUUCGUCCGACAGUUCGAAAUUCGUUCUUCCUCCAAGAACUGUAGACUAUGGAAAAUAUAGAGUUGAAUAUUUUAUAUCUAUGCUUUGGCAUCCUAUCUUUAAUAAUUCGUAUACAGCAUACUUUGAAGUUGUACCAACUCCACUCCAAUUAAAUUUGACUAAUGGAAAGACUUCAACAGCAAUUUACGAUACCAAUGUAACUUUUGACGCCUAUACUCUAAGUUCCGACCUCGAUAACGACCCGUCGGAAAAGUUCAAAGGAGUAACUUUUAAAUGGUUCUGUAGACAAUCUAACGAGAAUUUUCCGACAACCGAACAACUGAGACAACUCGAUCCAGUUAAUAUUCCAACAUUCGAAGAAUUUCAAAACAAUGGUGGCUGUUUCGGUCGCGGAUCUAGUCUUGUUUACAUAGAAAAUAAUGGAACAUUUAUUCUCAAUACUUUCUUCAUGCUACCCAACGCUAGUUAUAUUAUUGAUGUAAAAAUGUCAUCAAUCUACGCUAAUCGUAAGAAAUUCUUUCAAAUUAAAUUCAAUAUUCCACCUCCAAAAGCUCCAAAAUUGAAAUUGACUUGCGUUGAUAAUUGCCAAGAAAAGAAGGCGUUCAACGCCGAAACGAAAUACGAAGUUGAAUGUUUCGUCGGAUGUUCUAGCCUCUAUUGGCAGAUAAUAUACGAAUGGAAAUUAUUGAUUAGACUUAAUGGUUUGUGGUUUGAAAAUAGAACAAACGCUAUUCAAAAGCAAGCUAAAAGAGAUAGCGAAAUUGUAUUCAAAGCGGAAGAAAUGGCGGGAGGUCAUUAUUUCGAUUUGUCGGUUAAAGGUUCUCUGGAGAAAGUUGGUGAAAUUGAAAGAGUAAAUGAGACAUUUCUCGUGAAUAAACCACCAUUUGGCGGAAAGUGUUCGAGAGAGCCGAGCGAAGGAUACGCAUCAAUAAAUAAAUUUGAUAUUACUUGUCAAGGAUGGCAAGAAUUCGAAAAACCACAAUUCGCUCGAGAUCUUAAAUAUGUAUUUAGAAGUAGACCGAAAGGAGUGAAACCUAGUUUUCUUUUAUAUUUCGCUCUAAAGAAUGGAGCGGCUAGUCUACUCUUAUCCGUAGGUGAUCCAAUCAAUUUAAUCACAGAAGUGAUUAUACAAAUAAUCGACUCUGUUGGCGAUGUUUACAAGUUUAUUUUGGACAUGAAAGUAAUGCCACCUCCAGAAAAGGAAGUGGAUAUUUUAAACUUGGUCAACUAUCUAUUAAACGCUAAAGAGAUGGAAAAUCUUUUGGAAGCUGGAAAUUAUACAACAAUUGGUCCUACACUGUAUUCAAUAGCGUCUAUUUUGAAUGCAAACUUGAAUAAAUCAUUGGAAAAUUUUGAAAAUAUGACAACCAACGAAAUGGAAGAGUAUAGGAGUAAUAUUACAAAAUUCCGAAAGAGGAUUCGGGAAAAAAUGGUUGAAAUAGCUAUACAACUUCCUUAUCAAAGCAUUAACGAAUUGGAGCAAAGUAACAGUAUCCUUAGCGCAAUCGUCUAUAAACCAAAGGAAUUAAAUUAUAAAACAUUGAAAAUGACAAGUCGACAAUUGUUAAAAUUGAACGACGCUCUUCAUUCUAGCAGAGCUGAACGAGAGAAAAAUAAAGAAAUUUCUAUAAGUUUGAUUGAAACUUCUAUUCGACUAGCAACUUCCGUUGAAUCUUAUAGGCGAGAUCAAGAGUCUUUCUACAUUGAAAGUAACACUACAACUACGAAUUCUACCAUCAACAAUUCAACAAUUGAUCAGGAUGUUCAAAAACGUCUACAAUUGAAAGAAGUAAUGCGUAGGAUUAUCUUUACCAUUGAUAAUAUUACAGAUAGUCUAUUGGAUACGUUGAAAUUGAAUGAUACACCGAUACAAGUGACUUUUGAAGAGAUAUUUUUGGAAAUUGGAAAAACUUCACCAAUCGAAUUAUUGAGAAAAAAUUUUACAAAUCCUCUUGGAGAGUUGAACAUUCAUUCUUUAGAAAUCAUUAACUAUACUUGCGCUAGUAGAAAGAUUGUUAUGACUAGAUUUAAUCUAUUCAUGUGGGAUGAAACGUCUAAUGACGUUGAAUCCGGUUUGCUUCAAUUGGAUAUUUUUCCGUGCGAUGGCGCCAGAGAAGUGUCGAGGAAAAGGAAAAAACGUAGCAUUGUAAACACUCCGGGGAAUAGAUUUACUUUUACGUCCAGGAUGGAUGAAAAUGCUGUUGAAACGACUCAGAAGAUUAACACAACGGCUUUGGCUGCAUUACAUUUCUUCAAUAUUUCGGACGAUACUAAUCCAAUACAAUUAAGAUUCGAACCGCCCGAGCAUUUAACGCUACAAGUACUAGUAGGAAUUGAUCAGAGACCGUCAAUUGACAAAAAUAACGGUUCAUUCAUAAUUCCAAAUGUAAAUAGGACGUGCUCUAAUGAGAAUGAUAUCGGAUAUUGUAAUGAUUUAAAGCGAACAAUUGUGCUGCAAUCGUAUUUUAAUACAACGCUAACGGUUAGAGUUACUAUUGAAAAGUGCAUUAAUUGUACAGAGGAGGUGUUACUCUAUACAUUAUCGGUGUUUAAUACGUCGUGUAGAAUAUGGACUGGAGAGAAAUGGAUAGAAAAUAAAGAGUGCAUAACUGAAAAGGAAAGUACCUCGACUAAAGUUAGAUUCACCAGCAAUCUCUUUGGUAGUAUUGGAGCCGGAAUCGACGUUCUACCAAACUUGAUUGAUUUCGAUACGGUAUUCGACGAUUUCGCUAGUAAAUUAGCCGAUAAUGCGGCAGUUUUUGGUACAAUUUGCGCUCUCUUCGUACUUUAUAUACCGUUAGCUUUACUGGUGAAGAGAAUGGAUAAGAAGGAUAAACUAUUGUGGCAACCGUUACCGUUACUGGAUAACUUUAAAGGAGAUAAAUUCGAAUACGAAGUACACGUAUUUACCGGCAAUGAAAAGAAUUCGGGUACAAUAUCUAAAGUUCUCUUUACUACUUUUGGAACCGAAUGCAAUUCGGGGAGGAGGCGUCUAGUAUCAACCGGAGUAACCUCAUUCGAUUCGGCAUCCGUUAGGUCGUUCAUCAUGACGACCAGCCAUUAUCUAGGUUCAUUAGUUUGUAUUAGAAUUUGGCUAGAAGAAAUGAUAUUUGCGGAAGAUCCUUUUGAUCCUUGGUUCCUUAGUCGAAUAGUUAUCAUAGAUAGGACGUCGCAGGCGUGGUAUAAUUUCGAUUGCAACCAAUGGCUUUCGCACAUACACGGCGAUGGUCACGUUGAAAGAAUUCUUAUGGCGACAAAAAACGAUAUGACGCCUGAUAUGAACGAGCUAUUUAAAAGGAAUUUCUAUAGAAGAAUGGCCGACGACCAUUUGUGGAUAUCAGUCGGAGCAAGAAGAACAAAAUCAAAAUUUACCAGACUACAAAGACUCGGCGUCUGUUUCGUUGCGUUAUUCCUAUCAAUGAUUGCUAGUUGUAUGUUUUAUAAGGAUAGCAGCGAAGAGGCGAACCAAAGAGCUGGCCUUACAUUAGGACCAUUUUCUUUUACAGUAAGGGAGUUGUACGUUGGUUUAGCGAGUAGUGCAGUAGUAUUUCCCGGUCUCGUUUUAAUUACAUUAUUAUUUAAUGCAAAAAAGUGGAGAAAGUAUACGGUCCCUAUUGGAUGGUGUGUUGCGGCCAUUGCAGCGUUAACUGCCGCAUUCUUCACAAUACUUUAUUCAAUACAAUGGGGUAAAGAAAAGUCUCUGCAGUGGCUCUUAUCCUUUACUAUGUCAUUUGUCUAUAGUAUCAUGCUAAUUCAACCGGUUAAAGUUGUUUUUAUAGCAUUUCUAUUGACAUUCUUAAUGAAAAAGGAUACGGAUCUAACAGAAUACGAAGAAAAUAUUGGCGAAAUGAAUAAAUUGGAAUACAAAAAUCUCGAUCAUAUUCCAAAAGAAUUGAAUAUUCAACAGAAAAUUAAAGAGACUGUUGAGGAAACUAUGAAAUUAAAAGAGACCAAAGUUGUAGAAGAUAGAAUGCACAAUAUGGUGAAGAUUAUCGUAUUGCAUCUUAUCUAUACAUUAUUUGUGGUAUUCAUAUGCUAUAGUAACCAAAAUCCAUCGUUCUAUUAUCAGAAUAAAGCGAUUUACGAUACUCUACCAAAAUUAUCAAAGGUCAAUAGUCAGGCAAAUUUUUGGUGGUGGAUUGAAGAUAUUGCUCUUCCUGGAUUGUAUCCCAGACAAUAUUACAACUCGAAGAAUAUGUCCAAAUACGAUAUGAAACAUACCAGCGAAUAUAAUCAUAUGAGAUUUUCAUCGGUUAGACUAUUUCAAGAGAGGGUCAAUCCUUCAAAAUGUCGACUACCGCAACAAUUACAGUCGAUAUUCAACAACUACAACUGCUAUAAGGAAAUGGGCGAUGAUAAUAAAUUUGAUAGGAAUUCGUCGUUUCACUGGCACGACUAUAGCCAUUCGAAUAAUACGCACGAAGCUUUCAUCUACUCUAAAAAAUUUAAUGGAUAUUCAAUUGCGCUUGGUGAAGAUUUCCAAUACGCUAAACGUCUAGUUAAGAAUUUAAAGAAGUGGAAAUGGACUGAUCGUCAAACUCGAAUAGUUACGCUAGAUAUGACAAUUUUAAAUCAAGAAAUUGUUUCUCAAGUUAAAUGGACAUUUAAGAUGAAAGCGACUGGUGGCGUUACAACUGUUUUAAGGUGCGAUUCUUUAAUUCUGUACAGGUAUACUGGUGCGGGAGGAUUAGUAGCGUUAAUCGUUGAGAUAUUAUCAAUAUUAAUGUGGAUAGCAUUAGUUAUCCGACUAGUUUAUAGAUUGAUAAAAUACGACGAAAUUCCGCGAAUAUUUCAAACGUUAUCGUUACUAUUUUUCGCCUGUUCAAUAAUUUUGUAUAUAUGGAGGACAGUGAAAGGUGUGAACGCCGUUGAGACUGUUAUGAAUUCAAGAAAGACUUUUACUAAUUUAUCUCCGUUCUUUAACUCUCAUUAUUAUUUUAUGGUGUUUAUUGGAUUUUGCGCCUUCUUUGCACAGAUUCAUUUGUUGAACCUUUUAAAAAUAUCUAGAACCGUCUCGGUUCUGAUUGGUACAUUGAAUAAAUCCAAGGGCGAAUUGGGUUCAAUUGGAUUUUGCUGUUGUAUAUUCUUUCUCGGUUACGCUUGUUGGGGUUAUAUACUUUUGGGACCAAAUACGGAAAUCUAUAAGAGUUUUAAAUUUACUUGCUACGCUCUAGUCGAUACUGUUUUUGGCCAUUUAGAUUUUCAUUUAAUAUCGGAAACGGCUGGAUUAUUGGGAAAAAUUUACAUCAUAUCCUACGCGUCUAUAAUGAUGUAUCUUAUCUUGAAUAUAUUCAUUUCGACUCUCAACGAAUUUAUAUCGGCGGUAAAGGUGGAUAAGACUGUUUUGUCGGAGGAUCCAAAAGUUUUCAAGUAUAUUGUAGGGGAAAUAAAGAAGAUAUUUCAAAAUAGAACAACCGAUAUCCAAAUUAAAAAUUACGAUAAAGAGAUUAGACUAUACGGAGCUUUGACUAAUCAUAUAAGAGGCUUGGAAAAUAUUACAACGACCAAUAUUCGUGGACCCGAUAUAGAUUCAUUUUUAGAUCUCGUAGAAUAUAUUCUCACUUCAGAUGAUAUGGAGAAUGAUUAUAUUCAACAAUCAGCCACUAUGGAUGACGAAGAACUUUACAAUGAACUUUUAAUUAUAUUUCGUAUUGCUGACUAAAAGAGAAAAGUGUGCAAUGCAUACAUUUUCCUAUUAUAUUUUAACA
Dimorphilus gyrociliatus is the source of this 18263-nucleotide messenger RNA. The record is from the annotation of a GenBank genome assembly. NCBI's taxonomy places the organism in Eukaryota, Metazoa, Annelida, Polychaeta, Dinophilidae.